This is a messenger RNA of Osmerus eperlanus (European smelt), 2445 nucleotides long. It is a transcript of the gene cdc42, whose product is annotated as cell division cycle 42. Bases 156 to 731 code for a protein of 191 amino acids. Gene Ontology annotation, molecular function: protein kinase binding; GTP binding; GTPase activity. The record is from RefSeq and is a predicted model, not a curated record. The transcript has 6 exons. Gene Ontology annotation, cellular component: dendritic spine. Lineage: Eukaryota; Metazoa; Chordata; Actinopteri; Osmeriformes; Osmeridae. Gene Ontology annotation, biological process: endocytosis; Cdc42 protein signal transduction; modification of synaptic structure.
GUUACGCCAAAGAGGUUUAUGGGUACGUACUACGUAACAUGUCCCUGUACUGUUGACUGGGAAGCCCCUAUUGCAAACCUGCCAACGCCCGGCGCAGUGACACAAAUAGAGAGGAUACGAUCUUGAAUGAGUAGAGAGGAAUCUAAAGCACAGCUAUGCAGACCAUCAAAUGUGUUGUAGUGGGAGACGGAGCUGUGGGUAAAACCUGUCUGCUCAUCUCCUACACCACUAACAAGUUCCCCUCUGAAUAUGUCCCUACGGUGUUUGAUAACUAUGCUGUGACUGUAAUGAUUGGAGGGGAGCCCUACACCCUGGGAUUGUUUGACACUGCAGGUCAGGAGGACUACGACAGGUUACGACCUCUGAGCUACCCCCAGACAGACGUGUUCCUCGUCUGUUUCUCUGUCGUUUCCCCCUCUUCUUUUGAGAACGUCAAAGAGAAGUGGGUACCAGAGAUCACCCACCACUGUCCGAAGACCCCGUUCCUGUUGGUGGGCACUCAGAUUGAUCUGAGGGACGACCCCUCCACCAUAGAGAAGCUGGCCAAGAACAAGCAGAAGCCCAUCACCCCUGAGACAGCAGAGAAGCUGGCCAGGGACCUUAAGGCCGUCAAAUACGUGGAGUGUUCAGCCCUGACGCAGAAAGGCCUAAAGAAUGUGUUUGAUGAGGCGAUACUGGCUGCACUGGAGCCCCCUGAGCCCAAGAAGAAACGCAAAUGUGUGCUGCUAUGAGGAACCCACCCCUAAAACACAUCCCUGUAAACGCACACUAACACACACAUACACAUCCAUGCACACAUACACCCUUCACUUCUUCCCUCCCCCCAAAUCCCCUCCCUUGCCCUACUAAGGCUGGUUGACAUCUUUGUACUUUAUAGUGAAGGAUAGAUAGAAGGAAACAAACACACAAGUUUCAGAUUUAACUGCAAUAAUGAAACUACUCGCCCCUGCGUCAAGCCAGCAGACUGAGAGAGGAACAGAAGAUAACCCAAUCCUGCUUUCACUGUGACACCACCACACGUCCACCUAGACUGGGGUGUGUGAAAGUUAGUGUUUUGGCCUAUUCACUCUAGUUGCCUAGACAAUUGGUAGCCACUGGCCAGUGACUGAAAGUCUUGAUGGAAUUUAGCCCCACCCACUCAAAAGGAAUAGCUGCCUGAUGGGCAGCUUCACAGGCUGCUGUGUCUAGCCCCGCCCUCCCCUCUAAACAAGCACACGCAUCGCCCAAUCCCCCCCAUGCGUUCUCUCCAGCACCACCUGAAGAGUUGCUGACCGGGUUGUCAUUUUGUUAUUGGUUGCCAACACCCCUCCUCUCUGCAAAACACAGAAGCAUGAACCCCUAAUUCCAGAUGGAUCCUAUCCCCCCACUGCCUAGAGGCUGGAGGGGAUCUGAACCACGUGGAGCAGGGUAAGCGGUCUCCCUGGCCGCCCUGGUAGUUGCCAGGGAAGUUAAGCAACGUCUGUUCAGCCCAGAUUCUCCCAGCCUCUAGGUGGAGGAGGUUAGUGGUCAGUGUGGAGUGUGAUAUUACUGAUGAAGUAAAGGAGUCCGUUGCGAUGGGUCUUCUUGUUGACCGCAGGAAUUGGCCUUUUGAAGCAGGGAACUUAAAACAGUGUUAGCAGAACAAGUGGUGUGUUCAUAACGCGUUGCCAGGGACCAAGGGAGAGUUAGCUGAUCGUUAUGGAAACGUUGUCUCGACCAUACAAGUAGAAUCUGUAGAACAGACACUUCCAUCUUCAGCUGUCUCAUUGCGCUGGACAUGUUUCGUGACCCAUUUUGGAUGUUUUAAUUUAAUUCAACUCGUAUAACAUCAGAAUUCUGUGCCACAUCGGAAUUCUGUGCCUUCCUCAGUGUUGUGGAUACGUAACCGUGGCAUCGUGCUGCUACAUUUAGAGUACCGCCACCCAAAGGCCUGCGGUAGUAGGGAGCCUCUGUUCUACUCGUCCUAACUGUAUGGUGUUACUGUUGUGGAUAUGCAUGUAGAUGAGCCCUGGUCCCUGUUCUCAUUAUAGGUUAACAGGUGUAAUAAUAAUGUAAGCUGGCACACAUGUUAAUGUAGGCUCCAGAUGUUUUUACCAAAAUCUGUUUUUUUUUUUGUUCUUUUUUUUUUUUUUUUUUUCUGUUGUGCUGUUUUUGAUUUUAUAAAAAAAUAAAUAAAAAAAGGUUACGUUCACUCCUUUUACAUUUAGGGCUUGGAACUCAUCUGAACUCUGCCCCACCAGUCACACACACAAAUGAAUGCUCCCAUUGGUGACAGAGGCUGUGAAAGUCCAUUGAUGAUGAUGUCUCCUGGUGGCGUAGAGUUGGGUUGACGUCCAGGCCACGUCAUUAUAAUUAUUAUAACCUGUCGUUGUUUUGGUGCAAAACCAAAUGCUUUGUCUGAGGUCUCUGUUCUUUGUAUAUGCAUUCUUUUCAAAAAAUAUUAAACUUAUACCUUAAUUGCCUUUA